AUGGGGAAUUGUCUCCGGAGAGAACGCAGGCAGGAAAUGACUGCACUUGAGAAAGAAAAUCGAGGUCAAGAGCAGGAAAGUAAUGAAGUUUUAUCCACCUCUAAUCAGGAAAAUGAGGAUGGCAGUGGUUCUGAAGAAGUGAGCUACACAGUCAUUGUUCCCCGCUCUCCACACAAGCCCUCCGUGAGUUCCAAUGACAACGGCUAUGAGAACAUUGACUCCACCACAAAGAGAGUGAAGUUGCUUAAGGAAGGAACCGAAACAGAGUACGCCAUUCUCAGGACGGCGUGCACCACCAGGCCUUUGUCCCGCUCCGGGGAGCCUGAUUAUGAGCUUGUGCUCCCCCACUAG
Messenger RNA from Pipistrellus nathusii (Nathusius's pipistrelle), 351 nucleotides. The record is from the annotation of a GenBank genome assembly. Lineage: Eukaryota; Metazoa; Chordata; Mammalia; Chiroptera; Vespertilionidae.